This is a messenger RNA of Raphanus sativus (radish), 1926 nucleotides long. RefSeq names its product CBS domain-containing protein CBSCBSPB3. Gene Ontology annotation, molecular function: protein binding. NCBI's taxonomy places the organism in Eukaryota, Viridiplantae, Streptophyta, Magnoliopsida, Brassicales, Brassicaceae. Bases 170 to 1786 code for a protein of 538 amino acids. The record is from RefSeq and is a predicted model, not a curated record. The transcript is spliced from 2 exons.
GUUUGACUAAAUUAAAUAAGAAGGAGAAGAAGACCACCUCCUCACAUACGCCGGGGAACAUGAUAAAAAUGGCUUAAGACCAUUGCUGAAAGCCGUGGAACAACAAACCAUAGAGACGACGACAAGUUCUCCAGCAAAGAUUCUUCUUGCAAGCCUUAGAUCGAUCGGUAUGAGCACUCAAGCGACGGCGACUUCUUCAACAUCAGGGAGGAUGAGGAGAGGACACCCACCACCACCACCACCUUCCAAGAAACCAGACCAAUCAGAGCACGGAAGCUUCGUCAACAACGUACCAAACUCACCUCCUCAACCUCCCUCCAACCUCGAGAGAACAGUCAAGAACCUUCGCUUAUCAAAAGCCAUCACCGUCCCCGAAGGAACCACCGUCUACGACGCGUGCCGGAGAAUGGCAUCUCGUCGCGUCGGCGCCAUUCUCCUGACCAACUCAAACUCCCUCCUCUGCGGUAUCUGCACCGACAAAGACAUCGCUACGAGAGUCAUCGCCCAAGGGUUGAAACCAGACCAGACUCCCGUCUCUAGAGUCAUGUCAAAGAACCCUGACUUCGUCACCUCUGACUGCUUAGCCUUGGAAGCUCUUCAGAAGAUGGUUCAAGGCGGGUUCAGACACUUGCCCGUCGUGGAGAACUGCGAACUCAUCGGUCUGCUAGACAUCACGAAGUGUCUCUACGAUGCUAUCUCGAGGAUGGAGAAAGCCGCGGAGCAAGGCAGCGCUUUAGCCGCUGCUACGGCUGGUGCUGGUGCUGGUGGGUACGGUUUCAUCGAGACGGUUAGGGAAGGGAUGUUUAAGCCUUCCUUGUCGACUAUCAUCACCGAUAGCUCCAAAGUCGUGCUCGUCUUACCGUCUGACUCUGUCUACGUGGCCGCGAAGAGGAUGCGUGAUCUGCGCGUUAACUCUGUGAUCAUCUCCACGGGGAGCAAGAUCCAGGGGAUACUGACUUCGAAGGAUAUUCUAAUGAGAGUCGUAGCGCAGAACUUGUCUCCUGAAGCGAUUCUUGUGGAGAAAGUUAUGACGCCGAGUCCUGAAUGCGUGUCGUUGGAGACGACGAUUCUCGACGCGCUGCACACGAUGCACGACGGGAAGUUCUUGCAUCUUCCCGUGUUGGACAGAGACGGUUCGGUUUCGGCUUGCGUCGACGUGUUGCAGAUCACUCACGCGGCUAUCUCGAUGGUCGAGAACAGCUCCGGAGCUGUGAACGUGAUGCAGAAGUUUUGGGACUCGGCUCUUGCGUUAGACCCGGUUGUUGAUCAUGAUGAUUCGGACGCUCGUAGCGAAACGUCGGGGAUGAUUGGGUCGUCGACGAAGCUCGCUUCUUACCAUUCUCUGGAGCUAGGAGGGAACUCGUUUUGUUUCAAAGUCGGAGAUCUCAAGGGACGUGUGCAUCGGUUUAGUUGCGGUGGUGAAAGCCUUGAGGAGCUGAUGGGUGUUGUGAUGCAAAGAAUAGGUGUUGAUGAUGUGGCGGAGCAGCGGCCUCAGAUUGUGUACGAGGAUGAUGAAGGCGAUAAGGUGUUGAUUACGUCGGAUAGUGAUUUGGUUGGUGCGGUUGCUCUUGCUAGGUCUACAGGACUGAAGGUGUUGAGGCUGCAUCUGGACUUCACCGAGACAACAACAACAACGAGGUGCUUGAGGUCGGAAACGGGUCAACUCAGUUCUCUGGAUGGAAAGGGAGGCGGGUGGGUUACGUGGCGUGGUGGUGUGGUGGUUACAGGAGCUGUUGUGAUAACGAGCGUAGCUGUAGUUGUUUACUUGAAACGCUCGAAGACAUGAUUCUAUGAUGAAGCAAUAACUCUUUUUCUUUAUUGUGCAAGUUUUUAUACAUACAAAACUGUCUUUGAUGUCAGUUUGGGUUUACAUGUUUUGCUGAUGCAAAAUAAAAACCUAUAUAUUCAUGUAAAACAUCUUAAACC